Molecule: messenger RNA, 453 nt
Organism: Corylus avellana
Lineage: Eukaryota; Viridiplantae; Streptophyta; Magnoliopsida; Fagales; Betulaceae
Source: RefSeq, a predicted model, not a curated record
AUGGUGAGAGAUUUUGGUGCCCUUGUCAGUGAUUCAGGUGUUGCGAUGGAGAGCUCGGGUGGCCUACUUUUGCUGAUCUGCAUGAUUAUCAUGUCUAUCUCAAUUAUAUCAAUGGCCAUCUUUGCUUGUGCUGGUGAUGAUGACUCAUCUAGAAAACCUCGCAAGAAACGAGACCAUUCUAGUGGUGACGGUGGUGACGGUGAUGACGGCGGUGGCGAUGAUGGCAGCGGUGGCGGCGGUGGUCACCACCACCACGCCGGUGGCCACCAUGGCGGUGGUGGCCACGAUGGCAGUGGUGGUCACCACGGCGGUGGCCACCACGGCGGCGGUGGCCACCACGGCGGUGGCCACCACGGCGGCGGUGGUCACCACGGCGGUGGCCACCACGGCGGCGGUGGCCACCAUGGCGGUGGUUACCACGGCGGUGGCCACUACGGCGGUAGUUUUUUUUAA